Sparassis crispa is the source of this 1581-nucleotide messenger RNA. RefSeq names its product Mannosyl phosphorylinositol ceramide synthase SUR1. Gene Ontology annotation, molecular function: mannosyltransferase activity. The record is from RefSeq and is a predicted model, not a curated record. The coding region runs from base 1 to 1581 and encodes 526 amino acids. Gene Ontology annotation, biological process: mannosyl-inositol phosphorylceramide biosynthetic process. The transcript has 2 exons. Lineage: Eukaryota; Fungi; Basidiomycota; Agaricomycetes; Polyporales; Sparassidaceae.
AUGUUCCGGCGAAGGACAGUACACAUAUUCCUAGGUCUCCUCGCUGCAGUCCUCGUCGGCACCGUCGUCGUCCUCUCCUCCAUAUCCUACUAUCUCUCUAUCGAUCCUGCCGCAUAUCUGACAGAGCUGGAGCUCGACGCACCGUUCAAUGAUACCGUUCCAUGGAAUGCCACAGAUCAUGGCAAAGCAGAGCGCAUACCCCGCAUCCUUCACCAGACUUGGAAGUCGGAGACGUUGCCUACCAAGUGGGCCGACGUCUCCCAGGGCUGUCGUGACAUGAUGCCUGAUUAUGAAUACAUGCUCUGGACGGAUGCCAGCGCGCGAGAGUUCAUUGCUGAACACUACUCCUGGUUCCUCGAGACGUUUGACGGCUACACAUACCCCAUUCAACGUGCUGACGCUAUUCGAUACUUCGUCCUCCACCACUAUGGUGGUAUCUACCUCGACCUCGACAUCGGUUGCUUGCGUCGUCUCGAUCCCCUCCUCGUCUACCCGGUCAUUCUUCCCAAAACCAUUCCAGUCGGCGUAUCUAACGACCUCAUUUUCUCCGAGAAGGGUCACCCGUUCAUGGAGCAGACCAUCCGUCAUCUGAUAUCUUUCGACCACUCAUGGGUCCUCAAUUAUCCCACAGUGAUGUUCUCUACGGGGCCGAUGUUCCUGUCCGCCCAGUAUGGGAUAUACAGCUCGGCGCACCCCCCUUCCCUGGAGAAGCCCGGUGGUAAUAUCCGCAUUCUCCCCAAGUCCCUUUACGGGAAGAACGCAAAGCCCGACGAGGCCCCUCACUCGUUCUUCUCGCACUACUACGGAAGCAGCUGGCAUGCAGACGAUGCCGCGUUCAUCGGCUUCCUGGGCAAGUGGGGCAAGGGCCUGAUGUGGGUCGGCUUGGUGGUUUUGAUACUCGGGGUGAUCCGGAUGUUCCUCGCUCCAAGCUCGAAGCAGCGCAACUACAGCCUACGCCGCAUUGGCGGCUACGAUGUCAUGAUGCCGCGCUGGAUCCAGCGCAACGGCAGGUGGCACCUGGAUCUAGGCUGGUUUUCUCUCCCGGCUUCGUCAGGGACAUCCACUCAUCCACCCUCUCCUAUUUCGCUCCCCAGCACGGACGAAGAAGUGCAGCUACUCCCCCUGCCGUUCGGACCCCGAUCAUCGUCCCCAGCCUCGUCCGAGACUUCGCUGCUCAUCGAUGGCAUCUCCACUGCGCACACGUCCCACAGCCGCCCCAUGCUCGACGUUGUGCGCCGCGCGGGCAGCCGCGUGAUGACAUCCAUCUUCGGACCUUCGGGCACGGAGGAGGUUGCCGACACUCCAGCGCGUCCUCGACGUAGCCGUCGAGGCCAGGGCGUACUCUUCUUUCUUCCGGCUUUUUUCCCGCAUUCCCCGCCGUCCCAGGACGUCGAAGCGCAAGGUGGGAGAAGCACGUCGCGCUCCCACAGCCGCCGCGCCUCCGUGUCUUCCACAAUCCCGCCGGAAAAGCAGAGAUACAUGGAUCUGGAGUCCGCAGGUCUCAUGCCUGUAUCGGAUCUACCGACUCACGGCAGGAUCGAGAGCUCAUCGUCCUCGGAGGGCUCAACCUCUGAUAUCUGA